Messenger RNA from Symsagittifera roscoffensis, 1890 nucleotides. Its product is annotated as interferon-inducible GTPase 5-like. Gene Ontology annotation, cellular component: membrane. The record is from RefSeq and is a predicted model, not a curated record. The coding region runs from base 94 to 1434 and encodes 446 amino acids. NCBI's taxonomy places the organism in Eukaryota, Metazoa, Xenacoelomorpha, Acoela, Convolutidae. The transcript has 2 exons. Gene Ontology annotation, molecular function: GTP binding.
ACGUUUAUUAUCUGCUUGCAAGAAAAUCUUGAAAAUUGUUCUCAUCUCCAACUUCUUAUUUUCUUUCUCCCAAGAAAAACCAGCAUCAUCAUAAUGGCUGAAGCAGGUCAUCAAUCUAACAAGGAAGUAGACAGUGAGAGGGAAAAAUUUGAAAUUGUCAAGAAACUGGCAGAGUCUCACGGGAUGGGAAAAGCAUUGUAUGACAAAAUGAAAGAAGAACGCGACAAAUGGCGCAAAGAAGUGAUAAAUAUUGCUGUUAUCGGCCAAGCGAGGCAAGGUAAAUCUUCGUUAAUCAAUGCUUUCAUGGGCAAAAAAGUUGCCAAAGUCAGCGCCCUUGGAGUUACCACUACAAAAAACAAAAAAUAUCCUCAUCCUUCGAAUGAAAACAUCAUUCUGUGGGAUUUGCCGGGUAUUGACAGUGUGAAACAUCAACGCGAGGAUUACAUCGAUAAAAUUGGAAUUAAGGAGACUCCCUACGACUUCUUCUUAAUUGUAACAAGAGACAUUUUCAGCUCUGACGCUAAAUUUGCAGCCGAUUUAGUGCAGGGUGAAGACAAAAGGUUCUACAUCGUAAGAACACAUAUCGAUGAAUCUAUAAAAGCAGAACUAGAAGAUAACGAAGAAAAAUGCUUAGACGAACUCGACGUGCGAGCCGAAAUUCGAAAAAAGCUCAAAGAAGAGAUUGGUGUGCAUGCUUUCAACGCGGAAAAAUUCAGAGUAUAUCUCGUGAACUGUAAGAAAUCGCUUGACUUUGACUUCCCGAAACUGCAAAAAGACAUUUGCGAAGACAGUGUUUCUGAAAUUCAGCAGGAAGCACUUCUGUUGACAAUUGGAGGACAUGGUCAAGAGCUAAUCAAACAAAAGUAUGCUCUUUUCCAGAAGCGGAUCUAUAAAGUUGCCCUUGCUUCAGCCGCAGGUGGCGCUGUUCCAAUUCCUGGAGUAAGUGCUGCGGUUGACUUGUUAAUUUUGAUUGAAGAGGCUUUGACCUAUUUCGAGGGCUUCGGGUUAAGCAAAGAGUCAAUUGCUAGCUUAGAAGAGUUGAACGAAGUUGAAAGGGGAACCAUCGAAAAAGCAUUGAAAGGACAAAUUAUGAACAAGUAUCCCGUUCUGGAUUUUAUACGUGAGCGCGCGCCUUCAGCAUUGUCGUCAAUGCAAUCUCUAAAAGACGCCGCAGUGUCUAUUGUUAAGACGUCGAGUGGUUAUCUUCUGAAACAGUUGUACACAGUGGCAGCUUCAGAGGGGGUUGAAAAAAUAGUUACGUGGUGUGUACCUAUUUUGGGAUCCGCUAUGGCUGCUGGAAUCUCAUAUGCAGUGACGACAUACCAACUACAAUGCUUCUUAGAGCAAUUCAAAAAUAUGGCGGAGUUCGCGAAUUCGUAUUUGUCAAGUGCGAGCCGGCACAGAUUGGAAGCAUUUGAGGCACGCGAUGAAUAAACCCAAAGGUGAAAAUAAAUCACAGUGAGAAUAUGAAAUUCCCUUUGAUUUCACGAUCAUACCAUUUCUUAGAGCUCUCAUGAAUAUUAGAGCUUCAGUCAGUUUAUUAAAUUUUUCUCAUGUGGUAUCAUUGCAUCUAUCUCCCCUUUAUUAAUACUUAAAACUAAUGCCAUGAGCAGACUUCAAAAAUCGAAUAUAAUUCAGCAGUAGCCCCUUUUUUGAAAAACAUGCACAAUUUCAUAGCGAAUUGUCCGGUAGUUCUCUUGCAACCUGAUUGACAAAAAUGUCAAGCUACAAAAAAUUCUCUCGGCUCCUACUGUCAAAAAUUUGUUCUCGUAAUAUAAAUUUUCGAUAUCGUGCUUUGCUUUUAACCCUCUUGCUUCGCUUCUUUUGAUAUGUUACAGCUUGCUUUUGCUAUAAAAACUUGAUUUCCAAUCAGAUCAAUAAGCUAUUGAA